GUGCCGCUGAAGGAGAAGUGCGUGGAGUUCAUCUGCACGGAUGAGAGCUGGAAGGCGCCCCACAUUGCCAGAAAGCUGCCCGCACUGCCCAUUGAGGUGAUCGAGCGCAUCUUGCUGUACCUACAUCGCACGGAGCGGCUCACGCUCGAAGCCCUGGAAUUCUUCAAAGCAUUCCCCGUAGAGACGCUGUUCCUCUCCAACAUCAGGGCGGUCGAGGACACCUGGCUGGACGUGCUCAAGGGCUACUCGUCGCUCACCUAUCUGGACCUCUCCAACUCCUAUCGCAUCACAGACACUGGACUGGCAGAAUGUCUGAAGUGCAUGCCGCAGUUGCGUUCUCUGUUCGUCGAUCGAUGCAAGCGGAUCACCGAUGCGGGCCUCGCCCCUCUCGGUACCCACUGCCCCAACUUGCGUAGGGUCCACGUCGGCGGCACCAUGAUCACCUACUACGCCCUCGCCGCCCUCAACUCCCUCGAAGACCUCCAGGACGUCUCCGUGAAUGGCACGCGAUUCCCGGACAAGGCGCUCUACACGCUGCUCAAGCGCAAGGAGGCGCCGGACUCGUGGGCGGAGGAGGACUACGGUGAGGUGCGCCAGUUGACCGACUUCCAGGCCUCGAGGACGCUCGUGCGCGAUGACGGCGUGCGGCUGCUCAAGGGCCUCGGCGCGUCGCUUCACACGCUCAACCUGGCCUUCAACCCGGGCAUCGCCGACUGGUCCUUCCUCGGCUCCCUCGCCUCGCUCACCCACCUCGACAUCUCGCUCAACGUCGGCUUCACCGAUCAGUUCGCGGCUGACGUGGGCAAGCUGUCGUCGCUGACGCUGCUCAACCUCUCCAAGACCGAGCUCACUGAUGAAGGCAUCCCAGCGCUGAUGGAGCUGUCUCAGCUGCGUUCGCUCGACGUGGGCAAGACCGCCAUCACCCACCGCGCGCUCGGGCCGGGACUGGCAAAGCUGCCGAAUCUGACUGCGCUUUCGCUGCCCUACACCAACGUCGGGGGGAAGUUCUCGCGCUACUUGACGGUCCUCCACCGGCUCACCUCCUUCAAGACCACCGGCCUCCUGGAGCUGGCCAAGGGCCGCUAUCCGCACCUCACGGCGCUCGACGUGGGCUGCGACCAGCUCACCGAUUCGGGUCUCGCCCACAUCGGGGAGCUGGCGGCGUUGCGUAACUUCAACAUGUGGAACACCAAGGUGACCAACCAGGGAGCGGAGCUGGUGCAGCAGCUGACCGGGCUGGUUCUGGACGACCUCAUGAACACCUCCCAGGGCACCUACCUCUUCGUACGCAAGUAG
Messenger RNA from Acanthamoeba castellanii str. Neff, 1296 nucleotides. RefSeq names its product leucine rich repeat domain containing protein. The record is from RefSeq and is a predicted model, not a curated record. NCBI's taxonomy places the organism in Eukaryota, Discosea, Longamoebia, Acanthamoebidae. Gene Ontology annotation, biological process: SCF-dependent proteasomal ubiquitin-dependent protein catabolic process. The annotation marks the transcript as partial. Gene Ontology annotation, cellular component: SCF ubiquitin ligase complex. Gene Ontology annotation, molecular function: protein binding. The transcript is spliced from 10 exons.